Molecule: messenger RNA, 312 nt
Organism: Ostreobium quekettii
Lineage: Eukaryota; Viridiplantae; Chlorophyta; Ulvophyceae; Bryopsidales; Ostreobiaceae
Source: the annotation of a GenBank genome assembly
AUGUACGACAAUGGGAACGCUUGUGGCCGGCGCGUGCAAAGGAGGCCCCGCUGCGCACCCUGUUGCAAUUCUUUCAUGUUUGGCCUGCAGCUGCACGCGGGUUGCAUCCGGGUGAGUACUGCUGUACAGCUGUUGACUGGCACUUUCAUAGCAGAGCCCCCUCCAGUGACAGUGCCAUCUCGUGCCUCUCAUACUGGCCUGAACGGACUUCCACAACACAGCGGUCAUUACAGAGUGCGGCCAGCACUAAAUUCCUCUCUCAAUGCUUUUGUCGAAGUUCAACAGAACAAUGCCCACUCGCUGACCAAGUGA